AUGCAUUCUACCCUAAGGUUUGCCAAUCGUGCAUGUCAAAAGCUAUCUAUCCUUGAAUGCAGUUUGGAGGCUACACCAAGUAGUUCGUUAAUGGUGAGGGUAGAUAAUGAAGAGGCGUCAGAUAGGAAUAUAUCUUUAGCACUCUCAGGUGAUAAGGCAAAUAAGGCUAAUCGCAAUAAGGAGACCCCAAGGAUAACGAUUAUGUAUGCCUAUGCCCUGUAUUCCUGGGAAUUCGAGAAAUAUAGGAAGUGA
Messenger RNA from Acanthoscelides obtectus, 252 nucleotides. The record is from the annotation of a GenBank genome assembly. NCBI's taxonomy places the organism in Eukaryota, Metazoa, Arthropoda, Insecta, Coleoptera, Chrysomelidae.